Anolis sagrei ordinatus is the source of this 1824-nucleotide messenger RNA. It is a transcript of the gene TMEM101, whose product is annotated as transmembrane protein 101. Gene Ontology annotation, biological process: positive regulation of canonical NF-kappaB signal transduction. The record is from RefSeq and is a predicted model, not a curated record. NCBI's taxonomy places the organism in Eukaryota, Metazoa, Chordata, Lepidosauria, Squamata, Anolidae.
ACGGACCCGCGCUGGCUGGGCUGGCGAUAGAGUGCCGGGCCCGUGGUUCCGCCCUGGCAGAAGAUGGCGGCGGGCAGCGGGGGUUCCGGGCGGCGGAGGCGCGGGGCGCUGCGCCUGUUGAUGCGGGUGGGCUCGGUGCUGCUCACGCGCUUCCCGUUCUGGCACUGCCUCAGCAGCCUCCUCCUCAACGCCGAGCGCGCAGAGGCCCGGCGAAAACCAGAUAUCCAGGUCCCAUUUCUCUACUUUGACAUGGGUGCCGCAGUGCUCUGUGCCAGUUUCAUGUCCUUUGGAGUAAAGCGCCGGUGGUUUGCCCUGGGGGCUGCCCUACAGCUUGUGGUCAGCACAUAUGCAGCGUAUAUUGGAGGCUACACUCACUAUGGAGAUUGGCUAAAGGUUAGGAUGUAUUCACGGACGAUAGCCAUAAUUGGUGGUCUCCUCAUCUUGGCAAGUGGCGCUGGAGAGAUCUACCGCCAGAAACCCCGGAACAGAUCACUGCAGUCCACUGGGCAGGUUUUCAUUGGCAUCUACCUCAUUUGUGUGGCCUACUCCCUUCAGCACAGCAAGGAAGACCGCCAUGCCUAUCUCAGUGGCAUACCUGGUGGGGAAAUUGCCCUGCAACUUCUCUUUGUGCUCUAUGGGGUCCUUGCCCUCUCUUUCCUCUCCGGAUACUAUAUCACCCCAGCUGCCCAGAUCCUGUCAGUCAUUCUCCCUCUGGUCAUUCUCUUCAUCGAUGGCAACUUGGGUUACUGGCACGAUUCCCGACGAGUUGAAUUCUGGAACCAAAUGAAGCUGAUUGGACAGAACGUUGGGAUCUUUGGGGCCUCUAUAAUUUUGGCCACAGAUGGCUGAGAAAAUAACUUGUGAGGCUUGAAGUGUAGCACCUGAUUUAGGGGCUCUGAAGAAGAGUACUGCAGGGAAGGACCUUGGAUAUAUUUUUUAAUAUGGCUUAUUUAUUUUUUUCUUUUUACCACUUCUUGUCCUCAAUUCCCAUUGGCAGCUAAAUGAACUAGUGGGUUUCUUCAAAAUCCAGGGUCAUUCUAAUAUGCUCUCUGUUUUCUGUUUAAUCAUCACAGACAGUUCCGCUAGCUUUCUGCUGCUGUGGCCACUGUAAAGAACAGGUAGUUUAGCGGACUAGAUCACAUUGAUUAAGGUUUGAGGUUUUGGCCUCCUGCAGGUGGGGAAAAGGUGAAUUUUUCAUACCUGUCCAUACUGAAGGUAAAAGAAGCUUGGAUAAAGACAACUACUACUGUUAUAAUCUGUUGUGCUGCUGUGGUCAGAUCACCACUAUCAAAUAGAUAGGCAAAGACACAGAGGUCUGGCCAGAAGGGUGAGAUGUAUGGAAAUUAUGAAGCCAUGAGGGAAAAAAAUCAAGAGUUUCUUUUGGAAAAUUAUGGGAAAAGGCAAUACAGUAAUCCGUCCAUAUUUGUGGGGAUUCGGGUUGGAGAGUUCUAAGCAGAAAAACUGCAAGUAUAAAUAAAAAUCACAGUUGCUAUUUUAUUACUCGAGGGAGGACUUGUCUAGCGUCUCUUGGUCCUGCAGCAUGAUUCUGUGGUCAGUUUCCAACAAGGAGGUGACCUAACAUUGCCUGGAGAGAACUUUUUUUAGCUGCACGUAGGACAGCAACAGACAUAAUAGCAAAUACAGCAAUCACAAAUAAUGAAAUCUACAAAUGCUUAACCUGCAAAUGUGGAGGACAGCUAUAUUUACAUUCCCUUUGCAGAUUGAAAGAACAUUUGUUACCCAAGGAGCAUAAAAUAUUUAUACAUAACUUUGGAAUAAAUUUGUCAUGCUUCAUAUAAUAAAAAAAUGGAAGUUUAAAAAAAA